This is a messenger RNA of Entamoeba invadens IP1, 939 nucleotides long. Its product is annotated as growth hormone-regulated TBC protein, putative. The record is from RefSeq and is a predicted model, not a curated record. The transcript has a single exon. NCBI's taxonomy places the organism in Eukaryota, Evosea, Mastigamoebida, Endamoebidae. The coding region runs from base 1 to 939 and encodes 312 amino acids.
AUGGGAGCCGUUGAGUCUGAGACCCCCACACAGACAUAUCCCACGCAAAUUGAUUAUUCGACAUAUCCACCGGCACGUGUGUUUGACGAAUGGGAAGAUAUAGAAAUGAAGUCCCCUGCAUUUAUCAGGCGGUUUGUGAAGAACGUCGAUACGUCGACACGAUUGGAGUAUUGGCGGAAAAUGGCGAAUCCUGAGCAAUACACUUUAAAGAACCCGGACUUGUUUCAAACCCUUUGUGUGCAAGCGGAGACGCGGAAAAUAGCGGAUGAGGAAUUUAAGAUGUUGUGCGACAAAAUCGACAUGGACGUCAACAGAACGUUUCCGAAUGAUCCUUUAAUGACUGAGGAUAAGCGAUUGGACUUGCGCGAUAUCUUACGGUCGUUUGCGUUAUUAGUGCCGAAGACAGGGUAUUGUCAGGGGAUGUCAUUUCUGGCUGGACAGAUCUUACUCAUCACUGACAUCCCAGAAGACUCGCUUUGGAUCUUCACAUUCUUCAUGAAGGACUUGAAUUUGUAUGGACUUUUCUCCGAUGGAUUGCCACUUCUGAACUUUGCUGUGUAUUGCAUUGAGUGGGUGGUCAACACUCGAAUCACUUCACUCGCAAAAUAUUUACAACAGAAAGACGCCCCUUUAGUAUUAGUUGUCGGACAAUGGCUUACAGCACUGUUCUCAAUUAACUUCCAAAGAGAUGUGACACUGAAGAUAUGGGAUAUGUUCUUGUUAGAAGGGUUCGUUUGGUUGGUCAAAGUCUCUGCCGCUUUCCUUUUAAUUCACUCGGACUUGUUCAACGGACAGAUCGAAGAUAUUAUUAUUAACUUGAGACAAACAACAGCAAAGGAUAACUGGAGAGAUGUCGCGCGAUUCGCUGACGCAAUCGUCUUCGGAGAAAAGGAACUCAAACUGUGUAAGACAAAUUUCGACCAAAACAAUUCACAGUAA